Molecule: messenger RNA, 3502 nt
Organism: Megalobrama amblycephala (Wuchang bream)
Lineage: Eukaryota; Metazoa; Chordata; Actinopteri; Cypriniformes; Xenocyprididae
Gene: esrp2
Product: epithelial splicing regulatory protein 2
Exons: 16
Coding region: 203-2410 (735 amino acids)
Biological process (GO): regulation of RNA splicing
Cellular component (GO): nucleoplasm; ribonucleoprotein complex
Molecular function (GO): mRNA binding
Source: RefSeq, a predicted model, not a curated record
GGAGAUUGACUCCAAACAGGGAGGCCGAACCAAAACCAGGUAACCAAGAAAAAACGAGACAGCGAGAAAAGCCUUCAGGGCUUGUUAUGGGGUUAGCGUGAGACGAGCCAGGACUUUUUUCUGCCUUCUUUACCAGUCAAACCAGUAACUCUGGAUAGAGAGCACACAAGUACAGCAACAGUUUUUACCCUUGUGGUCCCUGAUGGCUUCGCACAGUGAUACUCUGGUGGUGUUCUUUGGGGCAACAGCUGGUGCAAAUGGGGGUAAACUGGGGUCGGAUGAAAGGGAAUUAAUUCUCUUGGUGUGGCAAAUUGUGGAUCUACAUGAGAAUAAGGUGGGAAAGCUUCAGCAGACUCUAGUACAGCCGGACAGUGUGGAUCUGUCGGAGCAGUGCAAGGAAGAGACCGGGCUCACGGUGGAGGAGCUGUGCAAGGCCGAGCCGCUGGAGAGCGUCCUGCAGCAGUUUCAUCAGUCGGUGUCAGCUGAAGUGAAGUCUCUGGGAAGAAGCUCCUACACACUUUGUGUGGACGGACCACUUCUUAUCCGACAGGUGCUGCACCCCGAGGCCUCUAAAAAGAAUCUGGUCCUGCCAGAGUGCUUCUACACGUUUGUGGACUUGAAGAAAGAGUUCCACAAAUGCUGCCCCAAUGCAGGCCUUGUCAAAGAUCUCACUCUGCCCUCCAUGCUGGACUAUGUGUGUAUUCCAGCGGUGGUGGAGCAGGAGGCCGGACUGAGGGAGGUGAAGAACAUGGUUCUGUUAAUGCUGCACCUCCUGGCUGAGCCUUACAAUCAUAAAUUCUCCACUUUUGAAACUGUAAACUACAAGUUUGAAUCUGGAGCAUGCAGUAAGACAGAAGCUGUGGACAGCGAGACGGUCAUCAGAGCUCGUGGGUUGCCAUGGCAGUCGUCUGAUCAAGACAUCGCUCGCUUCUUCAAGGGCCUCAACAUUGCCAAAGGUGGCGUUGCACUUUGUUUAAAUGCUCAGGGCCGGAGGAACGGGGAAGCUCUGGUGCGCUUCAUAAACUCUGAGCACAGAGACAUGGCACUGGAUCGACAUAAACACCACAUGGGCAACAGAUACAUUGAAGUGUAUAAAGCGACUGGGGAGGAAUUUCUGAAGAUCGCAGGAGGCACGUCCAAUGAGGUAGCUCAGUUCCUUUCUAAGGAAAACCAGGUGAUAAUCCGAAUGCGCGGGCUUCCGUUCACUGCUACUCCUCAGGAUGUUCUGGGCUUCCUGGGCCCAGAGAGCCCGGUGACGGACGGGAUGGAGGGACUUCUGUUUGUGAAGUACCCAGAUGGACGUCCCACAGGUGACGCGUUUGUUCUCUUUGCUUGUGAGGAAUAUGCCCAGAAUGCCCUGAAGAAGCACAAACAGAUCCUGGGCAAGAGAUACAUCGAGUUGUUCCGCAGUACUGCAGCUGAGGUCCAGCAGGUGUUGAAUCGCUACAUGUCCACUCCACUGAUCUCCACACUUCCCCCUCCUCCUCCAAUGGUAUCUGUGCCUGUGUUAGCCACGCCACCCUUCAUCACCUCAGGCAGCACACGAGACUGCAUCAGACUGAGAGGUCUGCCAUAUACCGCCGCCAUAGAGGACAUCCUGGAGUUUAUGGGGGAACACACCAUUGAUAUCAAACCACAUGGAGUGCACAUGGUCCUUAACCAGCAGGGUCGACCCUCUGGUGAUGCCUUCAUUCAGAUGAAGUCAGCUGACCGUGCAUUUAUGGUGGCUCAGAAGUGCCACAAGAAGAUGAUGAAGGAUCGUUAUGUAGAGGUGUUCCAGUGCUCCACUGAGGAGAUGAGCUUUGUGCUGAUGGGGGGAACGCUUAACCGCAGCGGCCUGUCGCCACCUCCUUGCAAACUGCCUUGCCUAUCUCCACCAACAUAUGCUGCAUUUCCUGCGACUCCAGCUAUGCUUCCCACCGAGGCAGCGUUGUAUCAGCCCCCCCUGCUGGCCACUCCAAGAACUCCACAGGCUCCAACUCACAGCCCUGCACAUGCUUUAGCUUAUUAUUCUCCACAGCUUUACAUGAACAUGAACAUGAGCUAUACCACCUACUACCCGAGUCCACCGGUCUCUCCCUCAACGGUGAGUUAUUUUGCGGCCCCACCUGGUUCAGUAGCGGCAGCUGUGGCCGCCCAGCCUGCCCCUGCCCUCCUCCCCCCGCAGCCCGGAGCACUGGUGCGAAUGCAGGGCCUGCCGUACAACGCCGGGGUCAAAGACAUCCUCAGCUUCUUUCAGGGAUAUCAGCUCCAGGCGGACUCUGUGCUCGUGCUAUAUAACUGGAGUGGUCAGCGUAGUGGGGAGGCACUGGUGACCUUCCCCAGUGAGAAAGCAGCAAGACGGGCUGUAGCUGAAUGCUCCAAUCUUCCCCUCUCCGGCCACCCCAUCCGCCUGGCUUGCUGUGAGUGACCACACACAGACUGCUACAUCCACCAAAGGAGGACCGCACUUCACCUGUCUCACCCCUUUUUCCAUCAUUACCUGUCUUUUGGCUUUUCAGACAGUUGUUCCUGACACCAAAGUAGUAGUUUAGGAGGGGACCUGACGCAGAAGCACUGUAUAUAUGUUUAUAUACACACAAGCUAAACAUCUCAGUAGCACUGCCUCACUGCUUGUGUAUGUGUGUGAGGAAAAUUGAGAUCAGUGGCAUGCAUGCUAAAGUCUUCCUGUCUUUUGAUGUCAAGAUCUCUUCUAUCCUAAUUCAAGACCUUAAAGUAAACUUAUAAGCCUUGCAAGCCAUCAGUUUAUGGAACAAGAGAUCUUCCUGUUGGGCAGUCCAGUUUGGCACUAGAGAACUAAAAUACAAUUCAACACUUAUUGCCGUUAUGGAUAAAGGAAUGUUCUGAAAUACAGUGUGAUUGUAAAAAGCCAAAUCUGUGCUUUAAAAUACUGUAAGACCGUUAUGCUGAACGUAGAGUUCAAAAGGGCAUGGAGGUUUUCCCAGUGUACAUCUGCACUGUUGGACUGACACAGCCUUCAGACUUAUUCCUUAUUUAAUAGAGAUCAGACCAAGUAUGUACUCCAUAGACUUGCAUGAACUGAUUUUUAGUUUAAUCCAUUCGAAAAGUGAACAUUUUUAUUUAAAGUAUAAGAUGAGUUGUUUGUGUGAUCUACAUGCUUCAGUGCUCAUUCUUUAGUGAAAUUGAAUUGAUAGAGGUGUGUAUUCUGUUGCCCCCAGUCUGACCCCAUGAGAGAUUGUGAAGACUGAACUACGCCAUGGUCAUACCUUGUUUUGGAAUUGUGGUCUAUAUCAGUUUACUGAUUGUAGGCUGCUUGAAUCAUGAGCUUUUUUUUUUUUUAUUAUAAAUAUGUAUUUCAUGACUACAUUACCUGGAGUGCAAUACAGGCUGAACAAAAUGUCACACCUCUCUAGUGAAAGAAGGGACAUUUCUCCCUAAAAUGUAUGAAAUGUGUAUGUACGUGUAAAUGUGACUCUUAUAUGCAACAAAUAAAUUGAUAUUGCUCUGACAUCAGCAUGUCAAAGUGGUAAAGUGAAAUGUU